This is a messenger RNA of Cuscuta europaea, 1966 nucleotides long. Lineage: Eukaryota; Viridiplantae; Streptophyta; Magnoliopsida; Solanales; Convolvulaceae. The record is from the annotation of a GenBank genome assembly.
UGACAAUCACACACGUUCAAACCAACCUACAAUUACUCUUUUUUUUUGGGAAGGAAACUACAAUUACUCUACCCAGUACCCACUACUUCCUCAACUCCUCUUUUCCACCAGAAAGUAGUGCAAAAAUAAUUUGACGGAAAAAAGAAAGGUGAAAAAGAAUAACUGUGAAACUUCAAGCUUGCGACUUUCUUUCUCCUUUCUUCCUCAUCUAAUUAGAUUUGCUUUAAUCUAGCAAUAGUUCCAACAAAUGAAUGUCGAAAAUUUUGGGUCCUUGUCCUGCGGUACCCCACCACGUCAUCAUCAUCAUCAAGCUCUUUGUACUAAGUUCCAAGUUCAAUUCUUUGUUUUAUUGUUUUCUCGUCUUCAAGUACUCAAAAAUCUUUGGAUGUAGAGAAGAUGAUUGAGAACCCAAACCCGAAAAUCAAGAUUCAAACGACCCACUUCGAUUUCUUGAAGAACUUCAAGCGGUUCAAGUCUCUGGAGACCUCCUCACCGUGUGGUGUUCUGGGAUGCUUCUUCCUAAGCCUCUGCUUGCUCUGUUCUCUAUUCUUCAUAGACUACAGAACUGUCACCGGCGGGAUCCGGUUUCGUGGGCCCACCCGGUCUUUCACCACCAUGAAUGAAUCUUUGUUGUUGGCUGAAGUGGAUCGGAAAUUAGUGGACUUUCUUCAAGAAGGUGGAAAUGGCUGUGAUAUCUUUGAGGGAAGUUGGGUGUGGGAUGAGAGCUACCCUUUUUAUCAGUCACAAGAUUGCCCAUUCUUGGAUGGUGGCUUUCGUUGUACAGAUAACGGAAGGCCUGAUUCUUUCUAUACUAAAUGGCGCUGGCAACCUAAAGAUUGCAACUUGCCCAGAUUUGAUGCAAAAAAAAUGUUGGAAACGCUGAGGAACAGGAGGGUUGCAUUUGUGGGAGACUCAAUUGGAAGAAACCAGUGGGAGUCUCUUCUUUGCAUGCUCUCUUCUGCAGUUGUUAACAAAAGUUCAAUAUAUGAAGUCAACAGAACUCCAAUCACAAAACAUUCGGGUUUCUUGAUUUUCAAGUUUGAGGAUUUCAACUGUACAGUUGAAUAUUACAGAGCUCCAUUCCUUGUGGUGCAAAGCCGCCCACCUGCUGGUUCACCAAAAGGGGUAAAAUUGACUUUGAAGUUGGAUCAAAUGGAUUGGAGCUCUAGUAAAUGGAAAGGUGCAGAUAUUCUUGUCUUUAACACUGGUCAUUGGUGGAAUCAUGAGAAGACCAUCAGAGGUGGCACUUAUUUUCAAGAAGGUAGACAUAUUAAGAUGAAUAUGACUGUGAAAGAGGCGCUUCAUAGAUCAAUUGUGACAUUAGUUGAUUGGCUGGGGCGCGAAGUAAAUACCUCCAAGACCCAUGUUUACUUUCGUAGCUACGCUCCUGUUCAUUUCAGAGGCGGGGACUGGAGAACUGGCGGCAGCUGUCACCAGGAGAAGCUACCCGAUCUCGGGACCUCUCAAAUGCCGGCGUCCAUGGAGUUCAACACGGUCAUCAAUGCUCUGUCACAAAAACAGGGUGUAGAGCUUCUGAAUGUGACGGGCAUGACGUGGCGGAGAAAAGACGCCCACCUAUCUUUGUAUUAUUUGGGUCCAAACGGAUUGGCGCCUCUACACAGACAAGACUGCAGCCACUGGUGCCUCCCCGGUGUACCCGAUUCUUGGAACCAACUUCUUUAUGCCGUCUUUCUUAAGCGGGACCGAUCCAAUCGUUCCCAGGCCAUCCCACCGGAUUCUGGCCCCUCCUAGCAUUGGGGGGAUCCCGUCUAUGACGGGAAAUGGAGAGUAUGAUUCAUUUGAUGACAUAAUUUAGAAUUUAUUUUUUGCAUUUCUAUGCACAUUUUGUUGUAUAUCAAGGUGCCCCGGAAUGUAAUAGUUGCGAAAAGUAAGUUCACUUUAAGAUAAUGUGGAUAAUUCAAUGUCAUCGAAGAUAGACUUGGAAAUUCAUUUUUGUAAUGACAAA